AUGUCACCCCAGUCACACUUAUCUUCACACUCGCCCCAGUCCUCCAACUCAAAUCUGUACCACAGUCUGUACCACAGUCUGUACCACAGUCUGUACCACAGUCUGUACCACAGUCUGUACCACAGUCUGUACCACAGUCUGUACCACAGUCUGUAUCACAGUCUGUAUCACAGUCUGUACCACAGUCUGUACCACAGUCUGUAUCGCAGUCUGUAUCACAGUCUGUACCACAGUCUGUAUCAAAGUCUGUACCACAGUCUGUACCACAGUCUGUACCGCAGUCUGUACCACAGUCUGUAUCAAAGUCUGUACCGCAGUCUGUACCGCAGUCUGUACCGCAGUCUGUAUCACAGUCUGUAUCACAGUCUAUAUCACAGUCUGUACCACAGUCUGUAUCGCAGUCUGUACCGCAGUCUGUACCACAGUCUGUAUCACAGUCUAUAUCACAGUCUGUACCGCAGUCUGUACCGCAGUCUGUACCACAGUCUGUACCGCAGUCUGUAUCACAGUCUAUAUCACAGUCUGUACCGCAGUCUGUACCGCAGUCUGUACCGCAGUCUGUACCGCAGUCUGUAUCACAGUCUAUAUCGCAGUCUGUACAACAGUCUGUACCACAGUCUAUAUCACAGUCUGUACCACAGUCUAUAUCGCAGUCUGUAUCGCAGUCUGUACCGCAGUCUGUACCACAGUCUGUAUCGCAGUCUGUACCACAGUCUGUACCACAGUCUGUACCACAGUCUGUAUCGCAGUCUGUAUCGCAGUCUGUACCGCAGUCUGUACCACAGUCUGUAUCACAGUCUGUAUCGCAGUCUGUACCACAGUCUGUACCGCAGUCUGUACCGCAGUCUGUACCACAGUCUGUACCACAGUCUGUACCACAGUCUGUAUCGCAGUCUGUACCACAGUCUGUACCACAGUCUGUAUCGCAGUCUGUACCACAGUCUGUACCACAGUCUGUACCACAGUCUGUAUCGCAGUCUGUACCGCAGUCUGUACCGCAGUCUGUAUCACAGUCUGUACCGCAGUCUGUACCGCAGUCUGUAUCACAGUCUGUAUCACAGUCUGUACCACAGUCUGUACCGCAGUCUGUACCGCAGUCUGUAUCACAGUCUGUACCACAGUCUGUACCACAGUCUGUACCACAGUCUGUAUCGCAGUCUGUACCACAGUCUGUACCACAGUCUGUACCACAGUCUGUACCACAGUCUGUACCACAGUCUGUACCACAGUCUGUACCACAGUCUGUACCGCAGUCUGUAUCGCAGUCUGUAUUGCAGUCUGUACCGCAGUCUGUACCGCAGUCUGUACCACAGUCUGUACCACAGUCUGUACCACAGUCUGUACCACAGUCUGUACCACAGUCUGUAUCACAGUCUAUAUCACAGUCUGUACCACAGUCUGUACCACAGUCUGUACCACAGUCUGUAUCACAGUCUAUAUCACAGUCUGUACCGCAGUCUGUACCACAGUCUGUACCGCAGUCUGUACCGCAGUCUGUACCGCAGUCUGUACCGCAGUCUGUACCGCAGUCUGUAUCACAGUCUGUAUCACAGUCUGUACCACAGUCUGUAUCACAGUCUGUAUCGCAGUCUGUAUUGCAGUCUGUACCACAGUCUGUACCACAGUCUGUACCACAGUCUGUACCGCAGUCUGUACCGCAGUCUGUACCACAGUCUGUACCGCAGUCUGUAUCGCAGUCUGUACCGCAGUCUGUAUCACAGUCUGUAUCACAGUCUGUACCACAGUCUGUAUCACAGUCUAUAUCACAGUCUGUAUCAAAGUCUGUACCGCAGUCUGUACCGCAGUCUGUACCGCAGUCUGUACCACAGUCUGUAUCGCAGUCUGUACCACAGUCUGUACCACAGUCUGUACCACAGUCUGUACCACAGUCUGUACCACAGUCUGUAUCACAGUCUGUACCGCAGUCUGUACCGCAGUCUGUACCGCAGUCUGUACCACAGUCUGUAUCACAGUCUGUACCGCAGUCUGUACCGCAGUCUGUAUCGCAGUCUGUACCACAGUCUGUAUCGCAGUCUGUACCACAGUCUGUACCGCAGUCUGUAUCACAGUCUGUACCACAGUCUGUCUGAUACAUCUCUGAGUCCUUCCUCUCUGUGUGUGUUAUCCUUUCCCCCUGCAGGGGGCGCACUCCACUGA
Molecule: messenger RNA, 2157 nt
Organism: Knipowitschia caucasica
Lineage: Eukaryota; Metazoa; Chordata; Actinopteri; Gobiiformes; Gobiidae
Source: the annotation of a GenBank genome assembly